AUAGUACCUUGCUUAUGCAGCCGCCAUAUUGUGUGACAGUAUUUUGAUUCGUAUCUACUGGAAGUGAGGAAAAAGAGAAAAGUGAAGGGCUGUGGAGGGGAGGGGGGGGCUGAAGAAGAAGAGCUGUCAAAAAGGUAUUCCGGAGUCUGUCUAAAAGCGGAGGGCUGGGGCUUGCUAUCCCUCCCCCGAGCGUUAUUUCGAGGACACAUUAAGGCCCGGGGCCUCGGAGCAACUUAGCUUUUUGGUCUGCCUGAUACUUGCUGGACCUUUCUCGGCUUCUCCUGUGCCAGCGCCGCGGCCCUCUGGAGGUCUGGCGGCGUUCAGGGGUGUCGAAGGCGGCCCGAGGAGAGGGAUCGGAGUCGGGGAAAGUCAAAUGAUGUUCACGAUGAAGGCUUUUUGCUGCCAAAACUAAUGCCACAGUGUGUCGAGUAGAACGAGUAGUCCUGACCUGGCAACAUACGAAUGGCCCAGGGAAGCCACCAUAUUGACAUUCAGGUUUUGCAUGACCUGCGCCAGAAGUUCCCUGAAGUUCCAGAGGGUGUUGUGUCCCAGUGUGUUCUGCAGAAUAACAACAACUUAGACGCUUGCUGUGAAUAUUUGUCCCAGGUCAGUCCAUGCUACUUGUACAGUGAAGAAGGAAACAUCACCUUUUCUGACGACCCCAGCUUGACCAGGCUCCGUAAUCACAUGACCCAGCUGAACCUGGGCCUGCAGUCUCAGAAUGUGCACGUGGCCCCCGCCCGAGACGGCCUGAGAAUGAACGGCAGCCGGACUCUGGCCCAUAGCCUGAGCGAAGGGCCCCUGCAGACAGACCAGGCCCCGAACAGUAACUUCUUUCAGCAGGAGCCGCAGUCUGCUCCAGUUGAAGUGCCUCCCAGUCUCAAUGUGUUUAGUGCGAUGGAGCCCUCGCGCAAACCACAACCUCCGCAGCACCUUGGACUCUACCCCCUGGGCGUCAAAGGAACCACCAUGGGUUUCCAGCAAACGCCACGUUUCAAUCCUAUUACCGUGACGCUAGCUCCUCAUAUUCAGACAGGCCGCAACACUCCUACUUCUUUACACAUACAUGGCGGGCCGCAGUCAGGUCUAAGCAGCCCACAGGGUAACUCAAUCUACAUUAGGCCCUACUUAAGUCAAUGCGGUACGACCCGGCCCAACCAGCAGCAGGGAGGCAGGGCCCAGUAUAGCCCCACCUCUCAUCCGCAGCAGCAGAUCUAUCAGAUCUCUCACCCUUCGUCCUUGUCAGGGUCUUGGCCGGGCCCUCAGCAAUCUUCUUCCUCGCAUACCUCACAGCAGCAUACCCACGGCCACCAGACAUCUCAUGUCUACAUGCCAAUCAGCUCCCCCACCAAUUCCCAGGCACCCUCCAUUUUUCCUUCCGGAAGCCAGCCGUCCUCAUCCGGCGUCUCGUCUUCUUGCUCGUCUUCCUCGUCGUCCUCCUCUUCCUCCGUCAUCCCCACCUCACUCCCUGCUAUCAGCCAGUACAACAUCCAGAACAUCUCCACCGGCCCGCGAAAGAAUCAGAUCGAGAUCAAACUUGAAUCUCCUCAGAGGAGCAACUCCACCACAACAACAGCUGUGCUGCGGACAGGCGGUGGGUCCCGUUCCUCGUCCGCCUCGUCCUCCUGCCCUUCCUCCUCGUCCUCCUCCUCCUCUUCCUCAACUGGGGUUUCUACUGUCCCGAGCACGCCGCUCUCCAUCGGAGGCUCAGGUCUAAGCCGUAGCCAGCCCACUGUUUACAUCUCCGCAAGCCCGCCCACUGCUGCUACCACGCCUUCCGAGGAGGCUGUCCUGGCCCCAGCCGGAUCCCGUUCACAACCCAAGUUUUACAUUUCAGCCAAUGCCUCCAGUGAUGACAGUGGGGGUAGGAAUCCUCCCACAGUCUACAUCUCAGCUAACCCUCCAUUGCAGGGGCCGCCAGGUGCGAGGAACAUUGGGGGCCAGGUGAGCAUGGGCCCCGCUUAUAUCCACCACCAUCCACCGAAAUCCCGACCCUCUAUAGGAGUGGCAAACACGGCUUCCUCGCCCCGUGUGGUGGUGACGCAACCCAACACAAAAUAUACUUUUAAAAUCACUGUGUCCCCCAAUAAGCCCCCAGCAGUGUCCCCUGGGGUUGUGUCUCCUACAUUUGAGCCCAACAACCUCCUCAGCCUACCGUCAGACCAUCACUUUGCCGAGCCGGACCCCCUCCAUCUCUCGGACCCGCUUUCACCACACAACGAGAGACCGAGCGAGCCUCGCCGACUCAGCAUGGGCUCUGAUGACGCGGCGUACACACAAGCAUUGUUGGUCCAUCAAAAGGCCCGCAUGGAGAGGCUUUGGCACGAACUGGAGCUCAAGAAAAAGAAGCUGGAGAAGCUAAAAGAAGAGGUCAACGAGAUGGAGAAUGACCUGACACGGAGACGACUGGAGAGAUCUAACUCUGCCUCCCAAAUCCCUUCAAUCGAGGAAAUGAAGCAGUUGCGAUGCAAAAACCGAUUACUACAAAUUGACAUUGACUGCCUCACCAAGGAAAUUGAUCUCUUUCAAAAAAGAGGACCACACUUCAAUCCCGUUGCAAUCCAUAAUUUCUAUGACAACAUUGGAUUCGUUGGUCCUGUCCCACCAAAACCCAAAAGUACUUUAUCAGUUGACAGUAAAAGUUUGGCAGAGCAGGAGGAAGACGAGGGGACGCAGUGGAGCUGCACGGGCUGCACCUUCCUCAACCACCCGGCCCUCAAUCGCUGUGAAGAAUGCGACCGCCUAAGGGACUUCUGAGCCAGAGAGGCCGCCAUGUGCCCCUCCGCCUGCCUUCUCCCACGCUUGAAUCAGGGAAAAUAAAGGGGCUUUGUGAUGCUUUUCCCUUGUUGUAUGAAAACUCUGAUGGGGUCUAAUUAUCGUGCAGCCUCUUUCCUACCCCCCCCCCCCUUUUUUUUUUUUUUUUUACCCCUUGCAGAAUGCUGUCCUCCUGAAGGUUUGACUGGAUACUGUUUACAGCUUGCGUCUCUUCCUAAAGGCAGGCACAGUUGGAUAAUACCUCACAUUUGACACUCAGAUUGUGUGGGCUCCUAUCAUUUCCGCUCAACGUCCCCCCCCUCCCUCGGGGAUGUGGGGGUGUGGGGGGGGGAUACCUCGCUGCUCCCACUUUACAGUAUUACGAGCGUGACCCCUUGCAGUGUCCCACGUACGCAACACAGGCGCCCCACGUGCCUUUUUUGCCAAACGGAGUUUUUCCUCCCGGCUCCCGCAGCGGUUCGUCAAGGGGAUUGGGAAAUGUCGGACCGCCGCGCUCUGUCUGAAGGGAAAACAGACUACUCAUGGACCUGUUUUGCUUUUUCUAGAGGAUGUCAAAGGGCAAGCUGGCAGCAUCUCACUGCCUUUGAAAUGUGCCUCCUGUUUUCCAAUAUGCCUUCCAUUUGAUUUCAAAAAUGAAAAAAAUGCAUGCUUUGUGUACAGAAAGUCCCUUUUUACUGUACAUAAUUUUAGAAUGUGCCUUCUUCCUCACACUAUGAAUCACGUUUAUUUUCUGUAAGUAUAGCUUUAUAGACUUUAUUACUUGUUUAGUUUUCCCUUUUAUUAAUUCAACGAUACAACCCCCCCCAAUUUUCCAUUUUGUAAGCAUGUUAAAUUCUGCGAGAGUUAAAGAAGAAAGGAAUAAUCUCGCAGUCAUCACAAAUGGCCGCCUGCAGUGGGCUCAACGUCGCCUGCGUCACAAAACAGCAAUCUUUCCCCCCUCUUCUUCCUAGGACACCAAAAAUGAAAUCAUAAAUACAAUCAGACUUUAUUUUGUUUUUAAUCUGACAACUGGAAUGUGGGUUUAAUAUUUUGAGGACACCUGAGUGCAGAAAGACAUCAUUUCCAGUACAAUCAUCACAUCUGAAUGCUCCUUGAACAGCUAAGGGAAUUGUCCUAUUUUGUAUUGUGCGUCUAUUGUGUGGUUUUUUUUCGUGGUACUGAGGUUCAUAGAGAAUAUGUCAAGUGUCCUUAAUAAAGGUCAGAAUUUUUGCUAUUCGGGAAAGUAGAAAAAAAAGCACAACUUGACUGUUCACUUUGUGUACUAUUAUUUUUAUUUUUUUUAAUUUGGCUCAGUUCACCCUCAAACUUUUUUUUUUUUUUUUUAGUUGGGGUGCUUCUACUAAAUGUUUUUUGUUUCAUUUUUGCCCCCUACAUUUAAAAACAAAAUAGUUUUGCAUUUGUUCCUUCGGAACUGUUCAAUUUGUAUCUUAUCUAUAUUUUAUAAUGAAAUCUUUAAUGCAUCAAAAGUAAACGAUGAAACAUGUCUCUGAAGCACAUGAUGCCAAACCGUUGUCCUUUUUUUUUUUUUUUUUCCAGCCCAGAGAAAAACAUUUCAGCUUGAUCUGCGCUUUGGUGUAAAGAGGCAGUUUAUUUGGUUUUAAUAAGUGGAGAAAACAUAAUUUCGAUACCUAAAAUGUCUUUUUGUUUUUAUCUGAGAAAACUCUCUUUGUAACAGAUAAGUUAUUUGUAAGAAAAAAAAAAGAAAAAAAAAAGGUAAUUAAAAAAAAGGAAAUAAAAUGUGUUCAGAUUUUUGGGA
Molecule: messenger RNA, 4531 nt
Organism: Syngnathus acus (greater pipefish)
Lineage: Eukaryota; Metazoa; Chordata; Actinopteri; Syngnathiformes; Syngnathidae
Gene: tab2
Product: TGF-beta activated kinase 1 (MAP3K7) binding protein 2
Exons: 7
Coding region: 463-2757 (764 amino acids)
Biological process (GO): positive regulation of protein kinase activity
Molecular function (GO): ubiquitin binding; K63-linked polyubiquitin modification-dependent protein binding
Source: RefSeq, a predicted model, not a curated record